AUGAAAGUUUUCGAGCUGAUAAGAGGGCUGAUCAUCCUCGCCUCUGUGUUUUCAGCCUGUUUCGGACAAAAUCCAAUGACUGUACUGUGCUCCACAGACUGGUUCAUGGUCACGGUACACCCCUUCAUGUUGAACAACGACGUAUAUGUGCAUUUCCAUGAGCUACACUUGGGCCUGGGUUGCCCUGCCAACCAUGUUCAGCCAUAUGCCUACCAAUUCACCUACCGUGUGACAGAAUGUGGUAUCAGGGCCAAGGCUAUCUCUCAGGACACAGUUCUCUACAGCACCGAGAUAUACUACACUUCCAAGCGUACCUCAUCUAAGUAUGUGAUUCCAGUGUCAUGCACUGCCCCGAUAUGUUCCCCAUGGCUCACAAUGGCCUGCUCCAGGAACUUGACCCCCAAUGAAGGGAUCACAACCCAAAAUGGCGAGACAUGCUAUGAAGUGUUCACCUUGUCACAGUCCAGCCAAAGGCCCAACUGCUAUUGUCUGCGUUGUGUCUACAAUGAAAGAGGGCAGAGCCGAGCCCCACGUCACCAAGCAGACAAAUAG
Rangifer tarandus platyrhynchus (Svalbard reindeer) is the source of this 552-nucleotide messenger RNA. The record is from the annotation of a GenBank genome assembly. Lineage: Eukaryota; Metazoa; Chordata; Mammalia; Artiodactyla; Cervidae.